Messenger RNA from Ixodes scapularis (black-legged tick), 734 nucleotides. RefSeq lists its product as uncharacterized. Bases 35 to 682 code for a protein of 215 amino acids. NCBI's taxonomy places the organism in Eukaryota, Metazoa, Arthropoda, Arachnida, Ixodida, Ixodidae. Gene Ontology annotation, cellular component: mitochondrion; mitochondrial large ribosomal subunit. The record is from RefSeq and is a predicted model, not a curated record. The transcript is spliced from 4 exons.
GUCGGCCGCUAGGUUCGCUAAGUUUGUUUACAAGAUGGCGGCGCUCUUGCGGCAGACUGCUUUUCUCAGCAGAAAAGUAGCGCAAAAUAAGGUGGGCAUCACAGUUGUAUGUGGAUACAAGCGGAAGUUUCGACGGCUGAUCCCCAUCAGGGAAGACGAGGAAGGCCUGCCCUCGAAGGCGGCAGCUCGUUCGGCUCUUGAAUCUUUGGCGGAUCGCGGGUUUUGUAGGCCGCAGAAAGCCUAUCAGCCUCCCGACGACGUCCAUAACAGGGUGAAGGCAAUCUACGAAGAUGUGCUUGGUUGUACGGCCGCCGAGUCGUGGAUGGAAACUCCCAUCACUGACCCUCUCGUAAAAUACAAGUUGCUCACCAAGUGCAUCAAAGAGUUUGGUCACGACCUACCAAACUCUUGCCUCAUGAGGGUCAGGCAGGUGGACGACCUUGUGGAGUACUACUCGACCGCCGUCGAGGGAGUCACCCCUUUCGACUCACUUGUGCGGUCGGAGAACACGCUCCCCCCUAACAUCCACGCCAUUCCAAACUAUGUUCGUUUCCAUCCAGAAACAGACACCUUCUUUGGAGGGGUGAAUGCCUACCCUGGAACUUCAACCAUUGUGACUGGACUAAAGGCAAAGAAGAAGUUCAAAGGACAUAUUAGCAAAUCAUCGUGGCCUUUUGAGUAGAGAAUAAGGAGGUGCAUGUUUCGAAAUAUAAAGCCUUUUGUGUCAACCUUUA